Sebastes umbrosus (honeycomb rockfish) is the source of this 1731-nucleotide messenger RNA. RefSeq names its product small integral membrane protein 13 (gene smim13). The transcript is spliced from 2 exons. Bases 306 to 572 code for a protein of 88 amino acids. NCBI's taxonomy places the organism in Eukaryota, Metazoa, Chordata, Actinopteri, Perciformes, Sebastidae. The record is from RefSeq and is a predicted model, not a curated record.
GACGCUGUUUAUUGUUGUGUUAACCCAGUUUACUGUAGCUGCUGCUGCUGCUCUGUCUCUCUGUCUGUGAUAACUAUCAGAUAAUACACGUUGCAGUGAUGUAGCAGACAGAAGAAGGACUCCACCUCGCUGUGACCAGCUAACGUUAGCUAGAGUUAAUGUUACAGUUAGUCUGUCUGCUGUUAAACUACCAGACUACCGUUUGUUAAGCAGCUAGCAGCUAGCAGCUAGCUGUGUUGUUGUCCACUGCAGCAGGCUCCUCUUCAUGCUGUUGUUGUUGUUGCUGCCAGCUGUCCAGCUAUAAGAUGUGGCAGAGUGUGGGUCUCACUCUGCUGGUCAUUGUGGCCACACUGGUCUGUGCUCUGGUCUUCAUGCUGUUUGGUUGGUAUGUAGUCUGGCAGCUCUUCCUGUCCAAGUUCAAGUUCCUGCGUGAACUUGUCGGGGACGCCAGCACCCCGCAGGCCGAACCGCAGCCGUCCGAAACCAAGAGCGAACGCGCGGCGAACGCCCCGACGCGAAAUCGGCCCAGGACCGCACGCCAAAGAGUCACCUCUCCAGAAAGCACCUCAUAGAUCAUCCAGACAGCCACCGUGCAUCUCCUCAUCAUGACCCCAUCUCUCCUCACCGUGACCGCUCGUCAGCCCUCUACAAACGUCACGUGUGACAAUCAGAGGUGUUCCCCACCGACCCCUGCGCUCUACACUACACAAGAAGCUUGUGGACACUCAGUAGUCAGCCCUCCUCUUCACCAAGACACUUUAAACUGACCAGGCAGAUCUCCUGGGUUCAAAGGGAAAAGCCAUUACUGUCCAUUUCUGUGUGUCACCUGUUCAUAUGUUUAAUUAUGUACCUGAGCAGCCAGUCUGGGGCUCCACUCAUUGCAAUAGUGACGGCCAGCUUUCACGAGCGGCCACGCUGCUUCCUGCCACACACCCGGAGUAUAAAGAUACUCCGUCACACAAAGAGACGUGUUAGUUCUCUUUAACGUACAUCUUUUAAUCUCGUGUUUUUAACAGAAUGAAGUCCUGCUCUGAACAAAGUAGGAAGAUAAAUGUUAAAAGUGAGCUCGUCUGCGUCAUUUCAACAAGAACAACUGAAGAUAAACUGAUUUGUACAACUGACAAUUUUCUUUUCUUUUAACAAAGUGCAAUGAAAGGAAUGUUUUACGCUGUCGUGUUGUUUGUUUCUUGCACAGUAUACUCUGCGUAUUAUGGACAACCAUCCACGAGUUGGAAACUGUCUCACCCAGUAGAUAUAACGCCCAAAGCCUCAAAGAUGAAGAUGACAAAUAACUUCAUUCCAAGUUGUGUGAAAUGUGACCUUUUUCUUGCAACUUCUCCUUUUUUUUUUUUUUAAAUAGAUUUCUACUUGAAGAGUCAGGAGAAAGUUUCAAGGAAAUGUAUACGUUCAUGAUUAGCUCAUCUGUAGGAGCAAUGAAACAAGGCUUCAUGCUGAACCCUCUCCCGUUCCCUGUGCCUGCUUCGGUCUGCACCAGUGCCUGUCUAGAUGGCAUCCGCUGUUUGUCACACGGCCUCCUCUUUUUGUACCGCCGACAGUAGCUUGGUUUCCAUUUACAGGGCAAAUCAUAGCUGGCCUAAUCAAUAUUUAUGUGGUAUUCUCCCUCCAGGUAAAACUAGUGUAACUCUUGCACCUUUUUAUCAGCAGUGAUUUCUUUUCUUCUUCAGCGGAGCAGUAGCUUCAAAUAAAUAAUGCCAUAAAUAUAAUGAGCGA